AACAUUCACUCACACGCUAUUAUUUUCUCCAAUAACUAACCAAAUUCUUCUAGAACAAUUAUUCCAAAUCUAUGGCUUCUUCUUCUUUUCUUCUCUCCACUUCAAUUACCGGCUCUAAACUCUCCGCCGCUGCACCACCGCGGAGUUCUGUUAGCUUCAAGCAGCGGCCGUUCUCUGUUUCCGCCGCGUACUCCACUGCGGAGAGGACUUCUACUGCUACUACUAGUAGCUCUACAAUCGCCUCACAUACAUCGUUAUACGAAGUUUUAGGGAUUCAAUUUGGAGCUAAUUCUCAUGAAAUUAAGUCUGCUUACCGGAAAUUAGCCAGAAUUUUGCAUCCAGAUGUUCGUAAUUCGUCGGCGGAGGACUUUAUAAGAGUCCAAUCAGCGUAUGCUACUCUUUCCGAUCCGGAAAAACGUGCUAAUUAUGAUCGGAACCUAUUUGGAAAUAGAAUUGCAAGGCCUGUUGAUUUCUCAACGGCGGGAGCUCGCAGCCAUUAUACUGUUCGCCGAGGAUGGGAAACCGAUCAGUGUUGGUAGAAUUUUUCGAAAUCUCCCGCCCGAUUAGUCACAAAAUUUAGAUGAGCACCACUUAAUUUCUGAUCGUAACUCAAAUCUGAAAUUUCUUAUAACGAUAAUAAGACCCGUUAUUUGUACAGUACAUGUAAAUGUGACUUUAUGUAUAUAAUACUUUAAAAAUUUGUUAUGUGAUUUGGGAUUAAGAUAAA
Messenger RNA from Solanum lycopersicum (tomato), 727 nucleotides. It is a transcript of the gene DNAJ, whose product is annotated as DNAJ-like protein. Lineage: Eukaryota; Viridiplantae; Streptophyta; Magnoliopsida; Solanales; Solanaceae. The record is from RefSeq and is marked validated.